This is a messenger RNA of Aspergillus wentii DTO 134E9, 541 nucleotides long. Its product is annotated as 60S ribosomal protein eL27. Gene Ontology annotation, cellular component: cytosolic large ribosomal subunit; ribosome. The transcript is spliced from 4 exons. The record is from RefSeq and is a predicted model, not a curated record. NCBI's taxonomy places the organism in Eukaryota, Fungi, Ascomycota, Eurotiomycetes, Eurotiales, Aspergillaceae. Gene Ontology annotation, molecular function: structural constituent of ribosome. The coding region runs from base 85 to 492 and encodes 135 amino acids. Gene Ontology annotation, biological process: translation.
UCGAGCGCGGAGAACCUCUUUGACACGACCCGAAGCACUUCGACAACCACCCCAUCGACCUUGCCGCUCACCGGGACUUUCACAAUGAAGUUCAUGAAAGUGGGCCGUGUGGCCAUCAUCACCCGUGGCCGUUAUGCCGGUAAGAAGGUCGUCAUUGUCCAGCCUAACGACACUGGCUCCAAGGCGCACCCCUUCCCCUUCGCCGUCGUCGCCGGUAUCGAGCGUUACCCCUCGAAGAUCACCCGCCGCAUGGGAAAGAAGACUGUCGAGAAGCGCAGCUCCAUCAAGCCUUUCAUCAAGGUUGUCAACUACAACCACUUGAUGCCUACCCGUUACACUCUCGAGCUCGAGGGUCUCAAGGGUGCCGUCUCCAACGACACCUUCAAGGAGGUCUCUCAGCGUGAGGACUCCAAGAAGACCAUCAAGAAGGCCCUUGAGGACAGAUACACCAGCGGCAAGAACAGAUGGUUCUUCACUCCUCUGCGUUUCUAAACGGGGUAUAAUGGGGGCGUUUUUGUCGUUUGAGCGCGCAAGGUUCUAG